This is a messenger RNA of Sclerotinia trifoliorum, 2301 nucleotides long. The record is from the annotation of a GenBank genome assembly. NCBI's taxonomy places the organism in Eukaryota, Fungi, Ascomycota, Leotiomycetes, Helotiales, Sclerotiniaceae.
AAGGGGCAUAUGGCGAUAAAUAUUGGCCUUACCCCAUGUCCUUCAAUCAUCUUAUUAAGCAAGUUGAUCCAAUUAUAUUCCCGAACAAUAACUUUAACCAAAUUCCUCACCUUCUUUUCAUCCACCAACUAAAAUUGUCGUUUCUUUUUCUCAAUAUACCCUCACGAUAACCAGAGGGCAAUUGAGAAAUACACAAUGUUUCCCCACGAAGAAGGAGACGAACGCGAAAUAAAUGAACGCGAACCCCUUCUCGCGCCUCUCACCGAACCGACUGGAAUUCGCAAUGCCUUGAUCACGGGAUCGCAAGUGUUUAAAUCCUCGAAACUAGACGCAGGUCAAGAAGCAGAAGGAAGAGAACGAGCAGAAAAUGAAGAUGAAGACGAUACUCCCCUUCCAGUAGGACAAAUCCUCGGUCUCUGCUAUGUCCGACUCGUGGAACCCAUUGCAUUUUACUCCAUCUUUGCUUUUCUCAAUCAGAUGUUGUGGGAGAUUGGAGGUAUAGGACAGGGAGAGGUGGGGUUUUACUCGGGUUUGAUUGUAUGUUUUUAUUCUUUCCUCAUUGUUUUCUUAAGGAGGGACGUUAUGGAUGAUUGAACGUGUAAACGGAAGUUAAUCAAGAUAUAGGAAUCAUUAUUUUCCAUCACGGAAAUGACACUCAUGGUUCACUGGGGACGCGCUUCGGAUAAAUUGGGUCGUAAACCGAUCAUGAUCGCUUCGCUUCUAGGAAUCUCAUUCGCGACCGGGGUUUUUGGAUUCGGGAGGAGUAUUUGGCAAUUAGUUAUUUUACGAUGUAUCGCCGGACUUUUCGCUGGGACGAUCGUGUGAGUAGUUUUCAUAAAGUUUUGUUUUUGUAUUAUAUCAUGAGGUAUUUGGCUAAUUGGUAUAAAAGGACCGUUCGAACGAUGAUUUCUGAAAACAGUACCAAGAAAACUCAAGCAAGAGCUUUUAGUUAUUUUUCUGUGGCGGGAAAUAUGGGGAUCCUCAUUGGGCCUUUGAUAGGUAAUUCUUCAAUGUUCUAGGUACGAGGAGAUCAGCUCAAUGACUAACAAUCUCAAGGUGGUGCGCUCUCAGAACCAGCCAAACAAUAUCCAUCUCUAUUUAGCGGUAUCAGAUUUUUCGAGGAAUUUCCAUUUGCACUUCCUACCAUCUGUACUGGAUUGUUUGCCUUGAGUGCAGCGUUUGUUGCUAUGUUUUUAAUUAAAGAGGUUAGUUAUCUACCUAAUAAUUUACCGAAAUCGUUUGGCGCAUUGUAAAAUUAUUAACCAGAUAUCAGACAUUGGGGAAAAAGUCCUUUCAGAAAGUAGGAGCACAUGAUGGAAUGACUACGCGGGAACUUCUAAAUUUUCCAGGCGUGGCAAGAUGUGUUUAUAUCUACUCUCAUCUAAGUCUUAUGAGCACUGUCUAUACAUCUGGUUUGUCUCACUCUACUUUCUUCCUCUAAAUGCUCUUCACCUAUUUCCAUUCCUCACUAACCCUUCCACCCUUUAGUUCUCCCAGUUUUCUGGUUCACACCUGUCUCUCUGGGCGGUCUCGGCUUCACACCUCUACGCAUAUCUCUCUUCAUGGCUCUCACCGGCUGCUCUCAAGCCUUCUGGAUGAUCGUAGUUUUUCCUCCACUACAUAAACGGAUCGGAACCAUCGGUAUCCUACGCGCAUGCGCUUUUUGCUGGCCAAUCCUCUUUAGCUUUUGUCCUUUUGCAAAUUUCAUGUUGAGGAUGGGCUGGGAGACGGCGUUUUGGAUCGUGUAUCCGUUGAGUAUUGCUUUGGGGGUGGGCGUUAGUAUGGCGUUUAGUAAGUCUUGUGUUUCUUCUUCUUUCACCUCUGUUUCCCUCUAAGCUUUCCUAUCUAUUUACCUCCAACCCCCUAUCCUUAUCUCACCAAACCCCACACCAAAUUAACUAACACUCCCGACAGCCUGCGGCCAGCUAGUCCUAAACGAUAUUGCACCCUCCUCUCAAACGCUCGGCACCCUCAACAGCAUCGCACUCGCCGUCACAAGCGGUACCCGCGCAUUCGUACCUGCCCUCUUCACCGUUAUCUUCGCAUAUGGAGUUACGCAUCAGAUUCUCUGGGGAUAUCUUAUUUGGGUUUUCGAAGCGUUGGUUGCGCUGGGAUUGGUUAUUGCGGUGCCAUUUUUGCCGAAAGAAGCGCAUGGGAGGGUGAAGAUGUGAGGAUGGUAUGGAAAGGGGAAGAAAUGAAAAUGUGUGAUGGGCACCGGGAUGCGGAUAUGAGGUAUAGAGUGGAUAGAUUGGAUGGAUAAAUAGGUAGAUAAACUUGUGAGGAAAAGUUAAUAGAAUUGAA